AUGAUAGAUGGGUUCUACAAUGUGCAAGAAGCCAGAAGCUCCAUUGACACCCUCAUUGAAGACAGGAUAAAGAAAGACCCCCAUCAUCUCAUGCAGAUAGCACAGGAUACAACAGCAUUCAAAGAAGCAGAACUCGCAUUUGAUGACAAUGCACAGUGCUGGUGCUUAAUACAUCGUGCAGAGACCAUGGACGCAGUGGACGAGAUGAUUUUCACCACUACAGGCACACUAGUGGCAAUGGACUUGCCGCCAAUUCUAAAAGAGAACAGUGGCCCAGAGGAGAUACAGAUCAGCAAAGACAUCGACCCUAAAGAGAUACUGAGGAUACUAGGGGGGAUGAAUAUGAUGCACACUGAAGACAAUGAAGUCAGCUAUUUCAGAAGGAUAAUCAAUGGAGGAAAGAAAAAAUAUGUGAAAGUGAAAUCACAAAUGUUCAGGAUCGAAGAUAUUGUUGAAACGCAGUGCUUAAUAGUAUUCGUGAAGUGCAAAGGUGGAGGCAUAAGGAUGAAAGUGAUACUAAGGGCGUUGGCACUCAUUAACUGUGACCACACAAUGAAUGUGGCAAAGAACAAAAGGUUCGAAUACAAAGAAAGCAAAGGACCAACAGAAGGCAAACAUAGGAGAGGUAAGAACACUAGGAGCAGGGAGAAAGAUGAAGAAAGGGAAGAGGACAAUGAAAAAGAGGGGGAAGAAGGGGAAGGAAAAGGUCAGGCCAUGGAGGUAAUCAAGUAG
Molecule: messenger RNA, 732 nt
Organism: Desarmillaria tabescens
Lineage: Eukaryota; Fungi; Basidiomycota; Agaricomycetes; Agaricales; Physalacriaceae
Exons: 7
Coding region: 1-732 (243 amino acids)
Source: RefSeq, a predicted model, not a curated record